Molecule: messenger RNA, 3588 nt
Organism: Centropristis striata (black sea bass)
Lineage: Eukaryota; Metazoa; Chordata; Actinopteri; Perciformes; Serranidae
Product: CD166 antigen homolog A-like
Exons: 16
Coding region: 232-1932 (566 amino acids)
Biological process (GO): cell adhesion
Cellular component (GO): plasma membrane
Source: RefSeq, a predicted model, not a curated record
UUCCACCAGAACUGAUGUGAGCGCGAGUUGGCGAGCACAUGCCACGUUGGGAGAACAGCCAAGUCUGAACUGAAUUGCCUUUACAGCAACAAGGGCUCGAGAGGACCAUUUCAAUUUAAUCCACCUUCAAAAAACCCUCACAACAAACAACAAAAAAACUCAACCAAGUGUUCUUUUUUAACCAAACCUCUGAAAGAAGAAGCCGACUGAGGAUCUGAGAGAACCGCAAGGAUGCACUUGUUGUCCGCCAGCUGCGUGUGUGCCCUCCUCAUCACCGUACUCCUCCGCCAAGUCAGCGGUUUGCAGACUGUUAUCGGCGAGUACGGGGAAACACUCGAGAUCCCGUGCAACAAUGGAGCCAUGAAGGCAGAGGACGUCUUACUGGCUAAAUGGAAAUAUGACAAAGGAGAGGGACCUCCGGGAGACCUGCUGGUCAAGACGGGAAACAAUGCUGCCACUAUCAGCGCCACGGAUGAAUACAAGAACCGUAUUAGCAUGGCUGCAAACUUCAGCCUGCUGCUUUCUUCGGCCACGCUUACUGACCAGCACACUUUCACCUGCAUGGUUGUGGCUGGUGCAGACAUAACAGAACACCCAGUAAAUGUGGUGAUCUACAAGAAGCCGGAAAGCCUGGAGAUUUCUGAGACAGCGAAGGAACUAGAGAUUGGCAAACUUACUGAGCUUGGAACAUGUGUUGCAAAAGAUGCCAAUCCAGCUGCGAAUAUCACAUGGCUAAAGAACAAUGUGGCUCUGGUGGCUGAUGGGAAAGGGAUUUCCAUCGAAGCCUCGGUGCAGGAGGACCCUGUUACUGGCCUUUCAACCACGUCCUCCAUUCUGAAGUACUCGGCCGAGAAGGAAGACACGGAUGCCCAGUUCACCUGCAGCACUCAGCCCACAGUGGGCACAGAGCUGGUGUCCUCUCCAACAACCUUCACUAUAACCUACUCCACAGAGAACAUCGUCCUCCAGGUCACUGCUCAGGACCCUCUGGUAGAGGGAGACAAUGUGACUCUGAAGUGUGUGGCAGAUGGUAACCCUCCUCCUACCAGCUUUAACUUCCACCUAAAGGGAGAGAUGGUGAGAGUGGAAAAUGCCGAUACUUACACCAUCACCAAUGUCUCACGUGAAACCACUGGUGAAUACAAAUGCUCUCUUGUUGACAACCCAACACUGGAGGCAACUGAGGACGUCACAGUGAACUACCUAGACAUCAAUUUAAGCCCCUCUGGAAAUAUCGUCAAGAGUGCUGGUGACGACAUGGAACUAAAUCUGCAGAUUGAUGCCUCUGGGGACUAUAAGGUCUCCUGGACAAAGGACAAUGUUAAACUGGAAAAGCAGCCCAAGUUUGCCAAGCUGAUUUACGCCGACGCUGGCCGAUAUGAGUGUGAGGUGACGAUGGGGCUCCUCAGCCAAAAAGCUCUCUUUGAUCUGACUGUCGAAGGUGCUCCCAUUAUCAAGCAGCUGUCCAAAAUGGCCAGUAAAGACGCCAACCAUAAAGUCCUGAUGUGUGAGGUUGAAGGUUCUCCAAAGCCAGCUGUCUCCUGGAGCAUCAACGGCACCUCGCUUGAAGAGAGUCCCUUCAUCAACGGAAAGAUAAGACACAAGAUCACAUUUAGGCCGGCUGUAAAUCUGACUGUCUCUUGUAUGGUGUCCAAUGAAUUUGGCGCGGAUAGCAAAUCUAUACAUGUGGCAUCCGUAAAUGUGGAGGUGGAAAUGGAUAAACAAGAUGAUAACGACCAAACCAAGUUGGUGGUCGGAGUCGUAGUCGGUCUCAUCGUCGCCACUUUGGUUAUAGGCCUGGCAUACUGGGUCUACAUGAAGAAAUCAAAGCAAGGAAGCUGGAAGACUGGUGAAAAGGAGAACGGGUCUUCUGAGGAGGAGAAAAAACUGGAGGAGAAAGUGGAAGAGAACAGCCAAAAAGCUGAGGUGUAAAGAAACGGCAACCAUCCUUUGGGAAUGUGAAAGUGAGAACGUGGAACUUUUGCACAUUUCUCUUCACCUCUGUCUUUGGGAAAAAUCAAAACGAGUGUACAUUGGAAUGAAGACGGUUUGGAUUUGGUUUCAGGGAGAAUUUUACUAAAAAACAUAUCCAAACACCCCCCCAGCCCCUCAAACCCUCACCUGUCCUUUCAUUAAAAAAAUGAAUGGAUACUGUAUGUGAUAUACAUAACUUGUCUGCACUACUGAUACACGUGUAAACUUGUCAACUAUUAGGAUUCAUGUUUGUUAGAAUGGAGUUUGGGAAGCUGAGAAAAUGCAGAUCUUCUUUGGUUUUGUUAGUUGAUGCAAAUAGAAUUACUACUAGACCAGUUGCCUUUGCUGUAAGGAUGUGUAGGCCUGCGUUAGUUUGGCUCUUUGGCCCUCGGAGACAAUACAGGAGCCGAGGGGCCUCACCACCAUCACUUCUUAGUUUAACGUCAUCACGUUCAAAAACCUCUGCCUUCAACAUCACUCUACUAAAUCUGUUGUUUUUGUGCAUCAAUUCAGGCGUAAAAAAAGAUGAAAUAGAGAUGAAACUUCUGAAAGGGCUAUGGGUAUAUUGUUAUACUCGCCGUUAGUUAUAGAUGGUAAUAUGAUUUAAACGUUGCAUAGCAGGAAGAAGGUGAUGUGCCACAAAGUUCGUACACAUUACAUGAUUUUUUUUGUGUUGUUUGUUUGUUCUUUAAUUGUGUGUACCUCUUUGCAAAGUAACCAGGAGAGAAAACAAAAACUUUUGCCUGUUUUCUUUUUCAAAUGUACUGUACAUUCGACAUAACCACUGUAUACCACAAGCAGGUAGAUUAUUGAGAGAAUGUAUAGCAUAACUCAUAUUACAGGCUUUCAUUUGGCUGUACAGAAUGUUUUACAUAAAGCCAUUGUUUGUUUCCAUGCAAGAAAAAGUCCUUGUAGUAGUGAAAGGAUUUUUUUAGUGUCAAGGCUGUAAGUGAAUUUGUGCUCCAUCAGUGUUGAGGUAUGAUUGUGUAUUGUGUAGCUAUGGCCUAAUGUUGUUACGGAGCACGUGGAGAGGACAAGACGUCAUGUAGCCGUCACAAUAUGUUUGCCUUCUUUUGAAAAUCUACCUGUAAUUGCUUCAGUUUGUGAUGUGCACUAGGGUUCAUGUUUUCAUGUCAGAAUUGUGUAGAAUAUGAUGGAAUACGCGCAGCUGUACAUGUCACGAAUUUGGUCCUUUUAAAGAGCAUUUACUAAAUUUGACUAUGUAUCAAGACCAGGAUGUAAUUGUGAUGUAUGUGAAUUUAAGUUUCUUUUUGCUAUUUAUAUUGUACAAGAUAAAAAUGUCCUGGUAGGCAAAUUCAAUAAUUUUCACACAAUCCACAACUUGGAUUAGUAAAUUGCUUGCAGACUUUCCAAAAAAAAAAACACGUAAUUAAGUUGCGAAUCAUCAGUAGGUUGCUCAGUGUCUGGUUGAAUAAUAGAUUCAGCAUGUGAUAAUCUCAGACCACCAAGCUGCUGUUUGUUGCCUACCAUGUGUGAAACCAUCAAAUUGGAAGAAUGACCAAAGAAAGUGAACAUUGCCAUGCAAGUAUUGUAAAUACCUGAUGUUUGUUUUUGUACUUUUGUUUAAAAUAAAGUGUACAUUUGGAAAAGUUA